GCUUCCCUCACACCUGUCACCAUGACGACCCGGGACGAGGUCGGAGAAGAGAAGCCCAAAGUGAAGAUGUUGUCUCCGGGCUUCGGGAUCGAUAAGUCCCGCCUGCACGCUCCCGGGUUCCGGUCUAAAGGCUUCGCCAUCACCGACCUCCUGGGCCUGGAGUCGGACCUGCAGGCCCGGCCGCAGCCCGGAGGAGCCCCGGGCCUGUCGGCGGUGUGCUCCGGGCCCGGGGCCGAGCCGCACGGAGCCGGCGGCGGCCUCGGAGGCUUCUCGUUCCCGGGAGGAUCUCUGCCGCUCGGCCUGGGCUUCCUGUGCAGCCUGGCGGCGCAGCAGCCCCCCGGGGCUCCGUGCUUCCUGCCCGGCCACCUGCCGCUGCUGCAGGCCCGGACCGAGAGCCACUACCUGCACAGCCUGGAGGCCCAGAGGGACAACUACUCCGAUGAAGAGUGUCUCUCAGACAGAAACGACCCCAAGUCUUCAGGAAACUCUCAGAAGAGGAAGAAGAGGAGACACCGGACGGUGUUCACCUCCCACCAGCUGGAGGAGCUGGAGAAAGCUUUUCACGAGGCUCAUUAUCCAGAUGUUUACGCCCGAGAGAUGCUCGCCAUGAAGACAGAGCUGCCCGAGGACAGGAUACAGGUCUGGUUUCAGAACCGUCGGGCAAAGUGGCGGAAGCGUGAGAAGUGUUGGGGUCGCAGCAGCGUCAUGGCGGAGUACGGCCUCUACGGGGCGAUGGUGAGACAUUCCAUCCCGCUGCCCGAGUCCAUCCUCAACUCCGCGAAGAACGGCAUGAUGGGAUCCUGCGCCCCCUGGCUGCUCGGUGAGCCGCAUGCACGAAUGCACAAGAAAUCUUUAGAAAUGGCCAAAAAAUGUUCCAGUCCUCCAGCGUCUGAAUCCACUCGCUCAGACUCCUUCAACACGGCGGAGCGACGGGGCAGCGAGGUCCGGGAGGUGGAGCAGGGGGAGGAGCUGUUGGAGGAAGAGGAGGAGCUGGAGGAGGAAGUGGCAAUCGACCUGUCCAGCUCCUCCAAACAACAUCAUGAGGACGGAGGGAGGAGCGUUCCCUCGCCACGGCGACAGAGCGGCGGCGAGUCGGACGAACACAGCUGAAGGUCAAUCUGACGUUUCUGUUUUGGAGACACAGGGAUUUGAUUGGCUCGUGGAGCACAGCCAAUCAUUGAACAGACAUGACAUAAUUUGUUACUAUGCAAAGUUUUUAAUUAAGCACGGUUACGUCAGAGUUGUUUUUUCAUUUUUAAAUAACUGUCAACAUGUAGCAUUUUAAUUAUUGGAUUUAACUGUUAGCAUGUGGCUAUUUCCUAAAUAUUAAGUGGAAAAUAUGAUCUAAUAUUUCAGUGCUAGUGUUUUAGAAUGCUAAUCCACUUUAGCAUGCUAAAGUACUAGCUGACCUAUAUUUUUUUAGCUUCUAAUAAAACUUUUAUUGGUUAUUUACAAUGAAAUGUUAGGCGGCUAGUACUAAUUCAAUAAAUGGUAGUAUGCUAAUAUAUUAGCAUUGGGUACAAUUUUAGCAUAUUUACUUAUAUGUGGAAAUGUUAGCAUGCUAAUAGUAUGCUAAAAUUGUAGUCUUUAGAUAAUACUUAUCUUUCUAAUGAAAUUCAAUUUGUGACUAAGAACAUUUGCAUACUAAACUGUUAGUAUGAAUAUUUAACAAGCUAACAUGUUUACCAGUGAUAUAAGUGGUAUAUUGUUGACAAAAUGCUAAUUAGUAUUUAAUGGAAUAAGAGGGCUAACAACACUCUUGGACAUUUUUGAAACCAGUGAAAUUAAUGUACAAAAAUAAAUGUAUUUACAGUUUGAAUGUUUUAUUACGACUUUUUAUCAAUGGAGCAAAGGCUAUUGAUAACGCUUGAAAAUGAGCUGCAGCCGAAAACAGUAGCUCAGUUAGCUCUGUGCUCCAGGAAACGCUAACGUCAGGUGAGAAUGUCGGACUGAGAGUUUCGUGUUUUCUGUUGGACGAUGUAAAUGAAAAGCCUCCGUCUGUGUCUUUAUCAUCGUUUUGUCCUGAACGUAUGUUUUAUAUCUGUGAUUUUGAAAACGAGAAUAUUUAAUGUUUUAUUCCUGAUGGUGUUUGACUGCAGCUCUGUGAAUGAAUGUAAUGUAAAUGUAAUAUUAAAAAAAGUUGGUCUAUUAUUAUGUGUCUGUACAGGUUCAGCACGUGGUGAAUAAAAACAAAGUAUUUUUGGA
This is a messenger RNA of Hippoglossus stenolepis (Pacific halibut), 2205 nucleotides long. It is a transcript of the gene vsx1, whose product is annotated as visual system homeobox 1 homolog, chx10-like. The transcript is spliced from 5 exons. Gene Ontology annotation, biological process: regulation of DNA-templated transcription. The record is from RefSeq and is a predicted model, not a curated record. Gene Ontology annotation, cellular component: nucleus. Lineage: Eukaryota; Metazoa; Chordata; Actinopteri; Pleuronectiformes; Pleuronectidae. Bases 22 to 1110 code for a protein of 362 amino acids. Gene Ontology annotation, molecular function: transcription cis-regulatory region binding; DNA-binding transcription factor activity, RNA polymerase II-specific.